AUGGUUGGCUUGUUCGGUUCAAUCAUUUCGGGGAUACAACUUGCUACUUUGGAGCAUCGUGAGUUAGCAUCAGUGAAUUGGUCAGGAACGAUCGUAGUAUACUACCUUUUAUUUGCUACCUGUAUGUUUUUGUUUUAUUCAAUGGUCAGCGUGGUAGUACAGAAGGCUUCUGCUCUUAUGUUCAAUUUAUCAAUACUUACUGCCGAUUUUUAUACUCUUAUUUUUGGCGUAUUCAUGUUCAAAUAUGAAUUUCAUCCAUUAUAUUUCGUAUCGUUUACCCUAGUAAUUAUUGGUUCCUUAAUAUAUUCGAUCCGAAAAACAGAAAGGCGAGAUUCAGAUGAACCACGCAAUAUAUGCCGCUUAUUAUGUUAUUGUUGUAUAGGUGAUGAUAAUCAAUCAUCGGCCAUUCCUCAGCAGUUUUUUGGUCAUUCAUCAUCGGUACCAACUAGAAGCGGAAUCGGGAUAGCGGACAAUACUGUGUUAUAUGGUAGGACAACCGCGUACCCGAGAACUACAAAUAUCAGACAUUGUCCAAUACAUGGUCAACAUAUGCCAUUUUCACAACAGCAACAAUCAACUAAUACAAUGGAAACAUACGCAUAG
Messenger RNA from Acanthocheilonema viteae, 603 nucleotides. The record is from the annotation of a GenBank genome assembly. Lineage: Eukaryota; Metazoa; Nematoda; Chromadorea; Rhabditida; Onchocercidae.